Molecule: messenger RNA, 1998 nt
Organism: Cicer arietinum (chickpea)
Lineage: Eukaryota; Viridiplantae; Streptophyta; Magnoliopsida; Fabales; Fabaceae
Product: protein ZINC INDUCED FACILITATOR-LIKE 1-like
Biological process (GO): transmembrane transport; regulation of stomatal closure
Cellular component (GO): plasma membrane; plant-type vacuole membrane
Molecular function (GO): solute:potassium antiporter activity
Source: RefSeq, a predicted model, not a curated record
UUCUCAUAUAGCUCUUCAAUUGGUUCACAUUGAAUUGUACUAUUUCCCUUACCUUUGGUCUAAAGAAAAAAGUGCCAAAAAUCUUUAUUUUUUAUUUGGCUUUAUUAAUCCUUUUUGUUUUGAAAAUAAAAUAGGAUUUGAGGAAGAGGGUCAUAAAAAAAAUACUGUUUUUGUUGAAGCAAAAAGUUGGUGAGUUGAGUUGAGUUGUGUUGUAAUUUGCAAAGAUGGAAGAAAACAAUUUUGGAGAACCAUUGUUGUUGAAAAAACAAUACUAUGAAAAUUGUCCUGGUUGUAAAGUGGACAAAGCAAAAGAACUCAAAACCGAUGUUACAUUUCGAAAUCUCUUUAACAUAUGGAUGGUGGUUUUAUGUAGCUCUCUACCUAUAUCAUCUCUUUUUCCUUACCUAUAUUUCAUGGUAAGAGAUUUCAAUAUUGCAAAAAGAGAGGAAGAUAUAAGUGCCUAUGCUGGUUAUAUAGGAUCUUCAUUUAUGCUUGGCAGAUCUUUGACAUCUAUAUUGUGGGGAUUAAUAGCUGAUCGAUAUGGUAGAAAACCUGUUGCAUUUUUAGGAAUUAUUUCAGUAAUUAUUUUCAACACAUUGUUUGGCCUUAGCACAAGUUUUUGGAUGGCUGUUAUUACACGAUUUUUUCUUGGAUGUUUGAAUGGUUUGCUUGGACCAAUGAAGGCUUAUUGUUCCGAAAUUUUUCGAGAAGAAAAGCAAGCUUUAGGACUAUCAACAUUCAGUGCAGCUUGGGGAAUGGGCUUAAUAAUUGGACCAUCAUUAGGAGGUUAUUUGGCUCAGCCAACACUGAAAUACCCAAAUCUAUUUCCAAAGGAUUCCUUUUGGGACAAGUAUCCAUAUUUCUUGCCUUCCAUUUCAAUAUCAAUUUUUGCAUUUGUGGCAGUAAUUGUCUGCAUCUGGCUUCCGGAAACACUACACAACCACCCUCUUAGCAAUGAGUCAAGUAAUGAUGCUGAAGCUUUAGAAAAUGGAAGCAAAGAGAAAGUCAGAGAGAAAAUAAUCCAAAAAGAUGAAAACCUCUUCCUAAACUGGCCCUUAAUGUCAUCCAUCAUUGUCUACUGCAUUUUCUCACUUUAUGAUAUUGCUUAUCAAGAGGUUUUCUCAUUAUGGGCUGUUAGUCCUAGAAGAUUAGGGGGUUUGAACUUUUCAACUGAUGAUGUUGGUAAUGUUCUUGCAAUAUCAGGUAUUGGUCUUAUUGUCUUCCAGCUUUCUGUAUACCCAUCAUUGGAAAGAACUUUUGGACCUAUAAGAUUUGCUCGCAUAAGUGGAGUUUUGUCCAUACCUCUUUUGCAAAGUUACCCCUUCAUAGCAAUGCUGUCUGGUAUCACACUGUACUUGGUUAUUAAUAUUGCUUCCCUUCUCAAGAAUCUUCUAAGUGUGACUGUAAUCACUGGUUUAUUUCUUAUGCAAAAUAGAGCAGUGGAACAACAUCAAAGGGGUGCAGCUAAUGGCAUUUCUAUGACUGGUAUGUCAAUAUUCAAAGCAAUUGGUCCAGCUGGAGGUGGUGCAAUAUUAGCUUGGUCACAAAAACGUAUGCAUGCAUCUUUCCUUCCAGGCACUCAUAUGGUUUUCUUUGUCCUGAAUGUUGCUGGAGGACUUACAGUGCUAUUGAUGUUUACACCAUUUCUGAGUGUAAAGAAGAAAACACCCUCUGAGCAGUUACACUAAGAAAAAUGAAUUUUUUUAUUAAGGGAUCAAGCAUCUCAAGAUCAUUAUUUGGUGGAUUCUAUGGUGAAGCAGUUAUUGUCUUCAUUGCUAAUUGAUGGCAACCAAUUAAUAAUUACAUAUGUUGUUAAGCUUGUAGGGUAGUAAUUUUAAGAGGAAUGAUAAGGUAGCAAGCACCCUUACACACUCUAACAUACCUUUAUUUAUUGGGUUAAGUUACCCCUUAUUUUUAAUCUUGUAUUUUGUAGGCAAAAUACUUUUCAUAGUCUUUUAAGAUAUAUAGAAAUAAUAUAUUAGUCAUUUAUCUUUGUUU